Myiozetetes cayanensis is the source of this 9666-nucleotide messenger RNA. It is a transcript of the gene RPRD1A, whose product is annotated as regulation of nuclear pre-mRNA domain containing 1A. Gene Ontology annotation, cellular component: RNA polymerase II, holoenzyme. The coding region runs from base 187 to 1122 and encodes 311 amino acids. Gene Ontology annotation, molecular function: RNA polymerase II C-terminal domain binding. Lineage: Eukaryota; Metazoa; Chordata; Aves; Passeriformes; Tyrannidae. The transcript has 7 exons. The record is from RefSeq and is a predicted model, not a curated record. Gene Ontology annotation, biological process: mRNA 3'-end processing.
CGCGGCUCCCUUGCGGCUCUGGGCCGCCGCCAUUUUGUUGUCGCCCGGCGCCGCCGGCGGGACGGAAAGGGCCGGGAAUUGCCGGGCGGCUCCUCCCCCGCCGGGCCCCAGAGGCGGGGACUGAGCGAGGCCCGGCCGGCACGGCACGGAACAGGACGGGGCGGCGGGGCCCAGCGCGGCGCAGCGAUGUCGGCGUUCUCGGAGGCGGCGCUGGAGCGGAAGCUGUCGGAGCUGAGCAACUCGCAGCAGAGCGUGCAGACCCUGAGCCUGUGGCUCAUCCACCACCGCAAGCACUCGGCGCUCAUCGUCAGCGUGUGGGAGCGGGAGCUGCGCAAAGCAAAACCAAAUAGGAAGCUGACAUUCCUGUACUUGGCCAAUGAUGUCAUACAGAACAGCAAAAGGAAAGGACCAGAAUUUACAAAAGACUUUGCUCCAGUAAUAGUGGAGGCUUUUAAGCAUGUUUCAAGUGAGUCUGAUGAGAGUUGUAAGAAACACCUUGGCCGAGUGCUGUCUAUUUGGGAAGAAAGGUCUGUUUAUGAAAAUGAUGUAUUAGAACAACUUAGGCAAGCUUUGUAUGGAGACAGAAAGGUGAGGAAGCGCACAUAUGAACAGAUAAAAGUUGAUGAAAAUAACUGUUCACCUCGAAGUUCUCCCACUGAUCCCCCUCAGACUACAGAUCUCAUUAGAGCAUUACAAGAACUAGAAAACGCUGCCUCUGGGGAUGCAGCAGUUCAUCAGAGAAUAGCCUCUCUGCCUAUAGAGGUCCAGGAUGUGUCCCUGUUAGACAGAAUAACAGAUAAGGAAUCUGGAGAGCAACUUUCCAAAAUGGUAGAUGAUGCAUGUAUGUUGCUGGCGGAUUACAAUGGCAGGUUGGCAGCUGAAAUAGAUGAUAGAAAACAGCUGACUCGAAUGUUAUCAGACUUUCUCCGAUGUCAAAAAGAAUUCCUUGCAGAGAAAGAACAUAAGCUGGAAGAGUACAAACGCAAGUUAGCCAGAGUGUCCCAAGUACGGAAAGAACUCAGGUCAAGGAUCCAGAACCUGCCUGAUCUCUCACGACUUCCCAACGUCACAGGCAGCCAUGUACACCUACCGUUUGCAGGAGACAUCUACAGUGAUGACUGAUUACAAGAACAUCCUUCCAUAACCUCUGCUUUUCUGUGAAAUGAGGGGUAGGCCAGACUGAUCGGUACUCUUGUAGUAUUAUUUUUGUAUAUUGUUGGAGAGUGUCAGUAAAAAUACUUUAAUAAUUUAUAAAAAAUUGUUUAAAAAGUUGAUUUGUUUACUAUUUUAUUGGCGAGUGAACAUAAGGGUACAUUUAUAAAAGUGGCAUAUGGGUCUGUUACACUGAAGAAUUAAUAAUUAUCUUAUCUUUUGUAAAGAUUUUAGUUGAGUGCCCUGUAAAAAAACAUGCUAAGAUUUUUCUUAUGUACCCUGUAUUUAAUGUAGAUCAACAUAUAAUCAAAACAUAAUUCUAACUUGAGACGUUUCCGUUGCUAGUGGGGGAGUGAAAUGUGGAAAUCACAGGCUUAGGUUUGCAAAAAGGUCAAUGCAAUUUAAUGCAAAGUUAAAAGUGAUCUUACUGUCCAUUACAUUUAAAUUACCCACUCCCAAAAAAAGAAAGUUAUUUUGAGGUAAAUGUUAAUAACCAAUUUUCUGUUGGAAAACAUAAGUCAUGUUACACUGAGAAGAUCUUUAAAUGACUCAAAAUACUGCAAUAUUUUUGUAUCAUUUAAAAGUCAUUGUGUAGAAACUAUACAAUUGACCAGUUUAAUUAUGUUUCAAAAUUGUAACUUUUUACAGCUACUUAGUUUCUAAAUCGAGGGACCAUUCAUUUGUACUCUAAUCUCUUUCUAGAACAUCUGUCUCCAUCUAAAAAGGUUAAUCCCAGAAAUGUGAAGCUAUUUUACAGCUUUAAUUAAAUGGAAAGGUCAUUCUCUAAACUGUCUCAAUUGCUAAAUGCCCAUUAUUAAUGUUUGGCAAUGCUACGUACCAUCCAUACAUGAAGCAAGAUGAUGAUACAGUUGUGCUGUACAUCCUCUUCCACUGAGAAACCCUGGAGGCCAGCAUGGGCUACCAGCUGGACCCACCCCAGCGAAGAUUUCUAGAUCUCGAUUGUCUGUUUCUCACACAACAGGAGGAGACAGUUCAGACCUGUGUAGAAUUCAAACAGCAUAAAAUUAUUGCCAAGUUAAAAAUCUCCUCUGCAUGGCACAAAUAUGGUGUUUGUCUAUGAACAGCUGAAUUUGUGAAGAAUCCUUGUUAGCGUACUAUGCAUCAGCUUUUAAAGUCACUUAAAAACUUAAAGAUACAGACGGGCAUCCAGCAGAUUGCUGGAAAGUUUGGGCUUUUUGAUCAAUCGGAAUGAGGCAUGUAAUUGUUGAGGAAUGAUUUGAAAAAUGCCUAUCUGUACCUUGGGCAUUUGUACCAACUUUCUAAUUUCCUCUGUCUCCACAGUAGCUAUCCCAAAAGCCCAAUGAUGUCCUUUUGGAUCUUUGAAAUACCCACUCCUGAGGUCAUUUAUGCCAGGGAUGCAUGGGGCCUAUAGACCAGUCACAAUGGAGUGUCUGUGCCAUUCCUUCCUGGUCAAGCUCACUUCAGCUUGCAGUAGAGUCAGUUGUUAAGAUCCCCCUGUCACCCCAAAAAUAGAGAUGGAUUCUGCCCCUACAUAUCUCAGUGGCAUCAAAGUACAUUGUGCACCAGUGUCAACUAGAGCCUUAUAUCUUUGUGAGUCUGAUGUGCCAGGCCGUUGGAUCCACACAGUCCAAUAGACCCGAUUGUCCCUCUCCUCUACCUGGCUAGAGGCAGGGCACCCCUAGUCCUGGUCAUGGUACUCGUUGCUCUCUUACCAUAAAUAUGACCUGGAGGUCCCUUCGAGAGGAUCACAUAUAACAUCAUCACUUCUAUACUGUUUGGAGUCUUGACCAUGAGAGACAGGAGCAGUGUUUAUCCUUGAAGAGUUUCUUGUGGUACUUGUUCCUCUUUUCAAUUCACGUACCUGGGCUGCUAAGGAAGAGGUGGAUUUUCCAUCCCACCUCCUCAUAUCUUCUCCAUGCUCAUGGAGGUAAAACCAUAAAUCUGGGGGAGUGCUGUUUACAAACAGAGAGGAGCUGGUGGGAGAUAUAGUGGUUGAAGGCCGCCUAGGAAAUAGUGAUCAUGAAAUAAUAGAAUUUUCAAUACUCAGAGAUUCAAGGAGAAACAACAAUAAAACCUCUACGCUGGACUUCCGGAGGGCAGAUUUUGACCUAUUCAGAAGUCUAGUCCAGAGCAUACCCUGGGAAACAACCCUUGAAAACAAGGGAGUCCAGGAGGGAUGGAUGUGCUUCAAACAGGAAGUUUUGAGUGCACAGGAACAGGCCAUACCGGUGUGCCGAAAGGCAAGCCGGCGGGGAAGACAACCAGCCUGGUUAAACAGGGAGAUUCUGAAGGAAAUCAGGGAUAAAAAGAGAGUUUAUCGACUAUGGAAGAGAGGGCUGGCUACUUACGAAGAAUUCAGGAAGACAGCUAGAUCAUGCAGAAAGAAAAUCAGGGAUACAAAAGCGCAAUUUGAAGUUAAAUUGGCCACUUCUGUUAGGGAUAACAAAAAGUCCUUCUAUAAAUACAUUAAUAACAAAAGGAGGGGCAAAGAAAACCUCCAUUCUUUGAUGGACUCGGAGGGAAACAUAGUUAAUAGAGAUGAGGAGAAGGCUGAGGUACUUAACACCUACUUUGCCUCAGUUUUUACCAGUAAGACAGGUGGCCCUCAAGGCAACUGGCCUCUGGAAUUGGUAGACAGAGAGAGGAAACCAAAUAGCCCCCGUGUAUUCCAGGAGGAAAUAGUUAGUGACUUACUGAGCCAUCUGGAUCCUCACAAGUCUAUGGGACCAGAUGGGAUCCAUCCUAGGGUGAUGAGGGAGCUGGUAGAAGAGCUUGCCAAGCCGCUCUCCAUCCUUUACCAACAGUCCUGGCUCACUGGGGAGGUCCCACAUGAUUGGAAGUUGGCAAAUAUCGCCCCAAUCCAUAAAAAGGCUGCAAGGCUGACCCUGGUAACUACAGGCCUGUCAGCCUGACCUCGGUGCCUGGCAGAGUUAUGGAACAGAUCAUCCUGUGUGCAAUCACACAGCAGCUACAGGAUGGACAAGGGAUCAGACCCAGCCAGCACGGGUUUAGGAGGGGCAGAUCCUGUUUGACCAACCUGAUCUCCUUUUACGAUCAGGUGACUCACCUGGUGGAUGAGGGGAAGGCUGUGGAUGUGGUCUGUCUGGACUUCAGCAAAGCCUUUGACACUGUCUCCCAUAAUAUACUCCUGGAAAAGCUGGCAGCCCACGGCUUGGACAGGGGCACUCUGUGCUGGGUUAAGAAGUGGCUGGAGGGCCGGGCCCAGAGAGUGCUGGUGAACGGGGCUGCAUCCAGCUGGCGGCCGGUCACCAGUGGUGUCCCCCAGGGAUCAGUGCUGGGCCCAGUCCUGUUUAACAUCUUUAUCAAUGAUUUAGAUGAGGGGAUUGAGUCCAUCAUCAGCAAAUUUGCUGAUGACACCAAGUUGGGAGGGAGUGUCGACCUACCAGAAGGCAGGAGGGCUCUGCAGAGGAACCUGGAUAGACUGGAGAGUUGGGCUGACUCCAAUGGGAUGAAGUUCAACCAGGCCAAGUGCUGGGUCCUGCACUUUGGCCACAACAACCCCUGCAGCGCUACAGGCUGGGCACAGAGUGGCUGGAGAGCAGCCAGGUGGAAAGGGACCUGGGGGUGCUGAUUGACAGGAAGCUGAACAUGAGCCAGCAGUGUGCCCAGGUGGCCAAGAAGGCCAAUGGCAUCCUGGCCUGCAUCAAGAACAGUGUGGCCAGCAGGAGCAGGGAAGUGAUCCUUCCCCUGUACUCUGUGUUGGUGAGACCGCACCUUGAGUAUUGUGUUCAGCUCUGGGCCCCUCAGUUCAGGAAGGAUAUUGAGGUGCUGGAGCAGGUCCAGAGAAGAGCAACCAGGCUGGUGAAGGGACUUGAGCACAAGCCCUAUGAGGAGAGGCUGAGGGAGCUGGGAUUGUUUAGUCUAGAGGAGGUUCAGGGGUGACCUCAUCACUCUCUGCAACUACCUGAAGGGAAGUUAUAGCCAGGUGGGGGUUGGUCUCUUCUCCCAGGCAACCAACAACAGGACAAGGGGACAUGGGCUCAAGCUCUGCCAGGGGAAGUUUAGGUUAGAUGUUAGGAAGAAAUUCUUUACAGAGAGGGUGAUCAGGCAUUGGAACGGCCUGCCCAGAGAGGUGGUGGAUUCACCAUCCCUGGAAGUUUUUAAAAAGAGAUUGGACAUGGCCCUUAGUGCCAUGAUAUAGUAAUUAGAGUUGGAUCAGGGGUUGGACUUGAUGAUCUUGGAGGUCUUUUCCAACCCAAUCUAUUCUAUGAUUCUAUGAUUCUAUAAUUCUCUCUCCUUAGCUGGGGGAUGCCUACUCCUGAUAGCAGAGACUCUUGUUUACCCUGGCGAAUUAUGGAAGAUCUCUUCCUUAAUUUCCUCUCUUAGCUUCUGGUGGCCCUCUUCAGUCUUUUCUUCCCGGCUUUGGACACUUUCGGCCAGUUUUGAUUCCACAGAGCAGAUGUGGGCUUGUAGCACGCGUCAUGACAAAACCCAGCUCACGAAGGGGUCCACACAAGUGCUGAGUUUGAAACAAAUGAGCCUUUAUUGAAGGAACAUUCAGGAAAAAGGAGAGUGGUUUUCCAUAUAAGGUAAAAGGUAGGAGGGGAUUAUGCAAACUUGGGCAUAAGGAGGAGGGUACAAAACCAUAAGGGAAAAUAUGGGUGGAACAUAUGCAAAUAGAGGAAACCUCUGCAACAACAGCCAAUCAGAAAAUAGGAAUAAAGUUUAUAACAUUCUGAGGGGCAAACAAUCUUAAAACUGGGUUUUGUAAUUACCAACCACAUAUUAGAAUAUUAGAAUAUUUGUGUAAAAAAUAUAAUAAAGUGGGACAAAAUACACCACUGUAAAUUGUCCUAUGAAAGAAAGGCAAAAAGUCCACAGGAGAAAGUCCUUCAACCACAGAGGGAAAUAUGUCUGCACAUGUCCCCUGAACAGAGGCAUCAACCUAACAAUAGGUUUAGCCACAUUGUCUCUGUAUUAAAGUCCUCAGCUGAGUCCUGCUAUCUUCUCUCAGCUUUAUUUGUUUUUCGGGUAGCACUCCUUCUUCCAUAACUCAUAGUCCUUCCACUGUAUUUUGCCACCCCCGACAGGCUCGUAAUGGGGCAGUGACAGAGUCUUCAUAAAUCCUGAGUUUACCAAGCAGUGCACACACCUUGUCCUCUCCCUCCCUCCAUUGCAACAUUGCUAAGUAGUGGGAAUACAUUUCUGGCCUGAGCUGUGCAAGCUCUAACCACAUCUGGGAUGUGCACUGUACACUGUCUGGACUUUUAGGGAAUCUUUCGUCUUCUGAAAAGAUUAUCUCCAGUACGGCUAAUUCUCUCAAGCAUCGGAUACCUUGUUCCAUCAUGUUCCAUUGUCCUUGCUGCUCAUGGAGGUCCUCCUUACAAAGAUACCUCUCCCUCACACUUGACAACAGUCACUGCCUGAGGCUUAGAGUUUCCUGCCUUCUUACAAUCCCCUGAUCAAUGACUACAUCUCGAGACAGGGAUCGCAGUUGCCUUGCUUUACUCCCAUCUAGAAUUGUAUCAUUAGCUGUGGCGUCCCAGAUUUGGAGCAGCCAUGUCAAAAUGGACUCGUUUGCCUCGUUUGUCGCAUGAACUCUCUCCGCAGCUCAUGCAGAUCACCCAGGUUAGGGACCGAGUGGAUGAUUUCUGGCUCUGUUUCUUCUGCUAAGCAUAAAGGUCCUGCCUCUACCCUGUCAUCCACUAAGCAAACUGAUUUAGUCUUGGAUUUUCUUUUCUGGACAGGAGUGACAUGGUGCUGGUUAAUUUGCUUUGUUUUACCUCUGGCUCAGCCAUGGUUUGUGUGGACAAGGUGCCUGUUGAUUUGCUUCUUUUCCCCUCGGGUUCAGCUCUGAUUUGUGUGGACACAGUACCUACUGAUUUGUUUCCUUUCUCCUCCUCCUGAAGGUGCUGUACCACACCAAGCAGCGACUGGUAGGCAGUGGCCAGGGCCCAGCAUGUUGUCAUAAGCUGCCCAUCUCUGGACCUUCCUUCCACAUAUCUUACUACUCUAACAGGGUCCCGCAGUUGUUCAGGGAUGAAUUUCCAGAUCAUUGGAGGAGAGAAGCUCUCCAAAUACUGGCCCAUGUCCUCCCACUUCCUGUGCCACUCAGCAUUAUCCACUCCCAGAGCAGGCCUCCAGGCAACUUCCUUAGAAGCUGCCCUUGGCCAGUUCCUGCAAAUGACCCAUUAUUAACAGUCCAUCAGAAAUGACAUACAGGGUGUAGAAUACACAGUUUUGGUUAUACCCACAUAGUAAUAAACUGGUCCCAGUCCCUGUAACAAGGACAGCGGUUGAAUUCCAUCCAUGGAAAAUUUAAUUUAUCCCCAGAGGUGAUUAUAAGUACAGUGACAUGGCUUGUUAGACUGCAUUGAAGGAUCUGUCCUGGAUACUCAAAAUCAUAGGGAAUUUUUAAACAGUCUUUUGCUGCCUUAAUGGAAAAUAAUUAUAAUAAUGAAGUUGUAUGCUGAAUUCUCUUGAUCUCUUGAGAGUUUUAAAAAAGACAUGACACUUACUUCACUAGAUUUUUUUUUUUCCUCUUCAUACCUCUUAGUGGUAACAUUGUUUAUCUACAGAUAAUGUAGAACUGAUAAAAGAAUGAGGAAGAAACUUCUUGAUGUAUAUAAGUUUUAAUUUUGAGAGAGUGUUAUUUUCUGGAUAUAUUUUUCUUCAUUUUACUGUGAAAUUGAUUGCUUCAAGGAGUUUUUCAUAGCUGGGAUUUUGGAAAUGAUCCCUCAAUAUUUGUUUGGAAAAGAGGACUUGUGGAAGGCAAAGGUCACUUUUACAGCAAGUGUUGUAUAUUAGUGGCUGAAUGGUACAUUGUUUUUUUUUUUUUAUUUAUAUGGAAAAGGCAUCAGGUAUCAAGUAGUUAGAAGAUUUAUCUUGUGACUGUAAUAGUAUAGCAGGAGAUAACAUGGUACGAUACAAAGGCGGUCCUGUAGUGUCAAAAAAUACCUCCAAAUUCUCAGGUUCCAGAGCUUAAUGUACAUACUUCUGACCUCUCAGGAAGAAAAGAGGCUGGGUGGGGAAUGGUAGGGUGCCUAGGAGCCGGAAGGGAGAACAUGCCUGGGUGGAAAUGUAAAGCAAACUGAAUGUGAACUUCCGUCCAAACAGAAGUAACUGUGAAACUGGGCAGCACAAUGGUUUAGCUGUGGGAGGGAUUCACAAUAGAACUGCUUUGGUGCGUUACCACCCUGGGAAAGAAAAUGUAUGGGUAUAACCUGCCUGCCUCUUUUUACGUGGUCUGACUCUAUGAAGACCAGAAUGCCCACACUACAAAAGGCACAAUUAUCAAAUAUCUGAACAUUUUUCAUCUAAUAAUAAAAACAUAAUAAUUAGAUUAUUUGCUUCACUAUAUUGCACUUUUAUUGAGCAUUCUCUGAAAAAAAGCAAAGAGAUUCCUGCAGCACUUUGCCAUAUGAGAAUGCUUAUCUUGGAGGUCACUGGGACUGCUUGUAUAAUCUAGUGUUUGCAGGCUCAAGCUGUGUUUUUUGCAAAAUGUUUUGAAAGAUAUCAGGAACAUUACCCCAAAUCUGUGGUUUGAAAAAUAAAUGUGAAGUCAUUAGUUACAAAAAUUACUAUUCUUAGAAAUUAUGUUUUAUUACUCCUUUUGGAAAUUAAACUACAGCCUGCAGUAACAUUAGCUUGUCUGAUUCACUCUGUUAAUGUUUGUAUUAAUAUAUUAAAACACCUCUGUUAAUCCCUAGCAACACAACCCAAUCUACAUGCUUAUUAUGUAUUUUAUCUGAGUAGUCUUGAGUGUCAAACUGAGAGCUUUCAUUAUGACAAAAUUACAUUCCUGUGUACCUGAAGACAGCGUGUUAAGACUUCCACGGACUAAUGCUGCUCUCACAAGUCAGUGGCAACUCAGUCUGGUACUUCAGUGAUGACCCAAAAUGCAUACAUAGGAUGCAGUAGCCAGCUGUGCAGACAACUAUGGAAGACAUGGAAAUCAUACACAGGCUUGAUUGGCCCUCUACCGAAGUGCUGGAUGUCAGCCUCUUGAAACAUAAGCAUAUAGAUCUGUGGCUGUGGGUUUUUUUCAGUGGGAAGAUCAGUGAAAACCAGCACAUUUAAAAUUUGAUGAUUACUUCUAUAAAUAUUUAGGGCCAGUUCUGUUCGUUAUUCAUGCAUAUAAUCACAGUGACUAUUCCUGCAAGUAAAGAAGGCAGACUCAAAUGUAGUGUCUGAAGUGGAAUUUUUUUUUUAAUGAAUGACCAAUUUUGUCUUGGCUCCUAUUUCAGUGUGUCAUUUAUCUUGAUUAAGUAGUAAAUCUCUUCCAUUGUGUUAUUUAGGAAUCUAAUUCAGAAUUCAUAUUUACAAUAUUUAAAUUAUCCUACUAAGCAUGAUGUUUUUGUGGGAAUUUGCAAAAAUUCAAUAGCACUCGUUACUUGUUUGCAACAGAAAUAGAUUCAUUUGUUAAAAGCUAACAAGAAAAGUUUGAAAUGUAAAGAUGUUUCAUUAUUGUGCUUUUCUGACAGAACCUGUAAUCCUUGUGUAAUUUAUGUCCUCAGAAUAACGCACCUGUAUGUACGCUCUUUCAUAUUUAAUAAAACAUUGUUGUAAAAA